Messenger RNA from Penaeus chinensis, 835 nucleotides. Its product is annotated as sushi, von Willebrand factor type A, EGF and pentraxin domain-containing protein 1-like. Lineage: Eukaryota; Metazoa; Arthropoda; Malacostraca; Decapoda; Penaeidae. The record is from RefSeq and is a predicted model, not a curated record. The transcript has 4 exons. Bases 82 to 765 code for a protein of 227 amino acids.
CCCCAUUGGAAAGACACGCUCCUCAACUACACCUGUAAUGAUGGCUGGUUAACGACCUUGGGUGAAAAACAAACGACUGUUAUGUUCAGUGGGACGACCUGGGUGAUGGACGACCCCGACUUCGAAUGUUGGAAAGUGGCCGAGGAACCCCCCGAGACUAUCAUCGAUGCCAGGCUGGAAGGAACUGACCCCCCUUACUGGAAGACAGUGACCCUCAACUACACGUGUGACGAUGGCUACUUAUCCACUGAGGGGGAGAAGCGGACCUCUGUCACUUACAAUGGAACAGCUUGGGAGAUGGAGAACCCCGGAUUUACAUGUUGGAAGGUUGCUUCCGAACCCCCAAGGAAUAUUACCGAUGCUGCGCUAGAAGGACCUGAUCCCCCAUACUGGAAAACCGUUACCCUAAACUAUACGUGCAUUGACGGUUAUUUAUCGGCCGAGGGGGAGAAAUGGACCAAUGUUACCUUUGAUGGGACGUCUUGGGUACUGAGCGACCCGGAUUUCGCUUGUUUGAUAGCAUGUCCAGCCCCGCCCGCACCUGAGGCGUACGUCAGGAGGAACUACACAGGGAAGGGUAUAGACGGCGACAUAGCUGUAUACGUCUGCGCAGGGAUGUUCGACUGUGGUAACGACACGAUUGAGGUCACAUGCUCGACCGGGAACUGGAGUCUGGACGUCCUGCCGGAGUGUGGUAAGGAAGGAGAAAUAGGUAAAAGGGGUGAAAUAGGUGAAAUAGAAAUGGGUGAUAAUGAGGUGAAAUAAGUAAAAUAUGAGACAUAGGUGAAGUGGAAGAAAUGGGUGAAAUAAGGAGAAACAGGUUGGUAUUUCUUAA